Castor canadensis (American beaver) is the source of this 4155-nucleotide messenger RNA. RefSeq names its product acyl-CoA dehydrogenase family member 10 (gene Acad10). NCBI's taxonomy places the organism in Eukaryota, Metazoa, Chordata, Mammalia, Rodentia, Castoridae. Gene Ontology annotation, molecular function: oxidoreductase activity, acting on the CH-CH group of donors; flavin adenine dinucleotide binding. The record is from RefSeq and is a predicted model, not a curated record.
GGAAGGAGAGAGCUAUUGCUAGCGCCGCGGUGGGAUUGCGUCCAGGCUGGAAUUAACCUCCGCCUGCACCGGAGGCCUUGUCCUGAGGCCACCGCAGUGGACCACUCCGCGAGAUAUCCGAAUUGUCCAAGGAACCUACUCUUUGCUUUCUUGCUAUCCUAAGAGUUUGAACCCCUCGCUCCAACCCCGGGUUGCUUAGUGUCAGGCCCACUUUGCAGAUUGCUCAUUUAUACUGAGGACCUGCUCCGUGUCUAGAAACUGUGGGGAGGAGGGAGAGGACAUGGAUGUAUAUAAAGAUGAAUGAGACGGUUCCUGAAAUGGUAGGACUGAGCCUCGGCCUCACUAUGUGCAUAAGGAGACUUUUCCAAUCCUCCUGUCUUCAGUGGGCACGGAGGGCAGCCAUCCUGGGCCCUAUCCAGUGCAGGCAUCAGGGAGCACACCGAUGGACACAUUCUGGACGUGGUGUCUACAGAGCAGUGAUUUUCGACAUGGGUGGAGUUCUCAUUCCCUCUCCAGGGAGAGUGGCUGCAGAAUGGGAGGUACAGAAUCAUAUCCCCUCCGGAACUGUACUGAAGGCCUUAAUAGAAGGUGGUGAAACUGGGCCCUGGGUGAGAUUUAUGAGAGGAGAAGUAACAACUGAGGCUUUCUUACAAGAAUUUGGGAGACUUUGCUCUGAAUUAUCAGAGACCUCCGUGCCUGUGGACUCCUUUUUCUCUUUGCUGACCAGUAAGCGAGUGGCAAAGCAGUUCCCGGUGAUGACUGAGGCCAUCUCUCACAUUCGGGCAAAAGGCCUUCAAACUGCAGUCUUGAGCAACAAUUUUUAUCUUUCCAAUGGGAAAAGCUUUUUGCCCCUGGACCGGAAACAGUUUGAUGUGGUGGUGGAGUCCUGCAUGGAAGGCAUCUGUAAGCCAGACCCUAGAAUAUACCAGUUGUGCUUGGAGCGGCUCGGCCUGCAGCCUUCCGAAUCCAUCCUUCUGGAUGACCUUGGACCAAAUUUAAAAGCAGCUGCCAGCCUUGGCAUUCACACCAUCAAGGUUGAUGAUCCAGAAACUGCAGUGAAGGAAUUGGAAACUCUUCUGGGUUUUCCCUUGCGCAAGGGGAUUCCCAACACUCGCCCUGUGAGGAAGACCAUGGAAAUCCCAAAGGAUGCCUUGGAGAAGUACCUCAAAGAUGUGCUGCGGCUCCGAGCCACAGGCCCUUUGGAACUCCUUCAGUUUGAUCAUGGACAGUCAAAUCCCACUUACUACAUCAGGCUGGCUGAUCGUCAGCUGGUUCUGAGGAAGAAACCCCCUGGGACACUCCUUCCAUCUGCUCAUGCAAUAGAGAGAGAGUUCAGGAUAAUGAAAGCCCUUGAAAAUGUUGGAGUACCUGUCCCCACAGUCCUUGACUUCUGUGACGAUUCAAGUGUCAUUGGCACCCCCUUCUACUUGAUGGAGUACUGCCCAGGCCUUAUCUACAAAGACCCCUCCCUGCCAGGCUUGGAACCCAGCCAGAGACGAGCCAUAUACUCUGCCAUGAACAGAGUGCUGUGUCAGAUUCACAGUGUGGACCUGCAGGCUGCUGGCCUGGACAGCUAUGGGAAGCAAGGGGACUACCUUCCCCGCCAGGUGCAGACCUGGACCAAGCAGUACCGAGCUGCAGAAACCAGCACCAUCCCGGCAAUGGAGAGGCUCAUCCAUUGGCUGCCACUCCAUCUUCCCAAACAACAGAGGACCACGGUGGUGCAUGGGGACUUCAGGCUUGACAAUCUGCUGUUUCAUCCAGAGAAGGCUCAGGUGCUUGCUGUCCUGGACUGGGAACUUUCCACCUUAGGUGACCCCCUUGCUGAUGUGGCCUACAGCUGCCUGGCCCACUACCUGCCGUCCAGUUUUCCCUUGCUGAGAGGGUUUGGUGACCUGGACUUGACGCAACUGGGAAUCCCCAGUGCGGAGGAGUACUUCAGGAUGUACUGUCUUCAUAUGGAUGUCCCUCCCAUUGAGAACUGGAGCUUCUACAUGGCCUUCUCCUUUUUCCGUGUGGCUGCAAUCCUCCAGGGAGUGUACAAGCGCUCGCUCACAGGACAGGCGAGCUCAGCAAUGGCCAAACAAAGCGGGAAGCUGACUGAAUUCAUGUCUGACCUGGCCUGGGACUUUGCAACCAAAGAAGGAUUCCGGAUUUUCAAAGACACGCCAGCCAGCAAACCAUCAACCCGGUCCUAUUGUACCUGGGCUACUCCACAGUCACUGCUGAGCCCCACAGGCACGAGGAGGUACAGCUCUUUUCUAGAGGCUUCCCCAGCUCAUGUCUCAAAGGGAGCUUUGGUCAUCUCUCCAGAGGGCCUCUCCCCACGUGUCAGAGAGCUGUAUGACCGGCUGCAGCGGUUUAUGGAGCAGCGUGUGUACCCCAUAGAGCCAGAGCUGCAGAGACACCAGGCCUCCGCAGACAGAUGGAGCCCUUCGCCACUCAUAGAAGACCUCAAAGAAAAAGCCAAGGCUGAAGGACUUUGGAACCUUUUCCUACCCUUGGAGAGUGAUCCUGAGAAAAAGUAUGGAGCAGGACUGACUAACGUGGAGUACGCGCAUCUGUGUGAAGUCAUGGGCAUGUCUCUGUAUGCUCCCGAGAUAUUCAACUGCUCUGCUCCAGACACAGGGAACAUGGAGCUCCUGGUGCGCUAUGGCACUCAGCAGCAGAAGGCCCGCUGGCUGACCCCGCUCCUGGAGGGCAAGGCCCGCUCCUGUUUUGCUAUGACAGAGCCCCAGGUUGCCUCCUCAGAUGCCACCAACAUCGAGGCUUCCAUCAUAGAGGAGGACGGCUUCUACAUCAUAAAUGGUCACAAGUGGUGGAUCUCAGGCAUCCUGGAUCCUCGCUGCCAACUCUGCAUGUUUAUGGGAAAAACAGACCCACAGGCUCCAAGGCACCAACAGCAGUCCAUACUCUUGGUUCCCAUGGAUACUCCGGGGAUCAAGGUCAUCCGGCCUCUGACUGUAUAUGGGCUGGAGGACGCUCCAGGUGGCCAUGGUGAAGUCCUAUUCAAGCAUGUGCGUGUGCCCAAGGAGAACAUAGUCCUGGGCCCUGGACGUGGCUUUGAGAUUGCCCAGGGCAGGCUAGGGCCUGGCCGGAUCCAUCACUGCAUGAGGCUGAUUGGGUUCUCAGAGAGGGCCUUGGCUCUCAUGAAGGCCCGCGUGAAGACCCGCGUGGCCUUCGGGAAGCCCCUGGUAGAGCAGGGCACUAUCCUGGCAAACAUCGCCCAGUCACGUGUGGAGAUCGAGCAGGCUCGGCUGCUGGUGCUGAAAGCUGCCCACCUCAUGGAUGUGGCAGGAAAUAAGGCUGCAGCUCUGGAUAUUGCCAUGAUUAAAAUGGUGGCCCCAUCCAUGGCCUAUCGAGUGAUUGAUCGUGCCAUUCAGGCCUUUGGAGCAGCUGGCCUGAGCAGCGACUACCCCCUGGCUCAGUUCUUUGCCUGGGCCCGAGCACUGCGCUUUGCCGAUGGUCCUGAUGAGGUACACCAGGUAACAGUGGCCAAGAUGGAGUUGAAGCAUCGCACCUAGACCCAUGGAACUACAGGAGCCAGCAUCCCUGCUGGUCAGCCAUGCCAGACUGUAAAUAGUGUGCUGGGAAAGGCCUGGUGUGUGAUCCUGACACCCCACCCAGCACUUGCUGGGACAGUCAGCCUUUCUGAGUCCCCACAGAAGCCAUUUCUGUGUGAAUUUGUGGUUCAGACAUGGAGGAGGAUCCAUGGGCUGAGCGAUACAGAGCCAGGAAAGCUGGUCUUCAGUCUCUCUAGCUGGCUUUGGUCCCCCUCUCUCCCUGGCUGUAGGAAUCUGGGCACAUUAGGAACUGGGGUCCUGUACUGUGCUCAGUCCAGAAACAGUGUGCCUUCUGUGCUAGGAGCCUCCCUGAAGGCAGAAGGACAGGCUUGAUGGGCAGCCAGGGCCAUAGCCAAUGCUCCUGGGAAAAUGGAGUGAAACCCAAAUGGUGACUCCAUUGGCGCAUCACAGAGCACUCAUUAACAGACUAUUUUGAGAAGUGGCUUUAGGCACAUAAAAGAGCAAGAAGGAUACUUUGUUAACUUUCUGUGUCACAUGAAAGGCACAGAGAAUAAAGGCUCCUCAGCCCCUGCAUCUCAGGACACUGAUUGCUUCCUCUUACCUGUGUUCCUUCAGCCCCUCCCUGAUGCAC